This is a messenger RNA of Drosophila bipectinata, 2690 nucleotides long. Its product is annotated as DM13 and DOMON_DOH domain-containing protein skeletor. The record is from RefSeq and is a predicted model, not a curated record. NCBI's taxonomy places the organism in Eukaryota, Metazoa, Arthropoda, Insecta, Diptera, Drosophilidae.
UUUUGGAGUUCGUUGCGACCGGUCGCGAGUCCCAGGCACAGUGAGGCCCCCAUACAGAGUCCCUGGAUCGAGUCCGAAUCGCGAGUGAUCACCUCUUUGUCGCAGACUUUUCGCAGUGCGUGUCGCAGUCCAGGACUAGAAGGUCCUUUGGAGAAAGCACCGAGUACGAGACACACGCGCAGAUACGCAGACACCCAUCGUUCAGAUACACACUCAGAUACAGUGAGGCAACCGUUAGCUAGCCAUGCUGGCAAUGAAGGAUAAACCUUGGCUGCUGCUAUUUGGCCUAUUGGCCGCAUUAAGCUGCUUUGGGUCCGGAGAUGCCGCCUACCCUUACUACGGCACCAAGAUCGGAGCCCUGACCCGCCUGCACCACGGGGUCUCCGGCGACGUGUACGCCGUGGAUUCGCGAACCAUCUUCAUCAAGAAGUUCAACUAUGACGGCGAGGCCCCGGCCGCCUACUUCUACGUGGGAAACACGGCCAAGCCCAGCAACGAGGGCGCCGCCCGCCUGCGUGACGAGCGGGGAGGCACCGCCUCGCUGACCCGCCGCUACCGGAACAAGGACAUAACCCUGUCACUGCCCGAAGGCAAGACCCUGCGGGACAUCAAGUGGUUCUCCGUCUGGUGCGAUGAAUUUGCCGUGAACUUCGGUGAUGUAGCCAUUCCGGCCAACCUGGACUUUCCCCGCCCGCAGAAGAUCAGCGCCCUGAGGGGUGUCCACGGAGUGGCCUCCGACAACAUCGUUAUCGUAGAUGCCCAGACCCUGCUGGUGCCCAACUUUAGCUACGACGGGGAGGCGCCAGAUGCCAAGUUCUGGGUGGGCCGAGGACAGCGUCCCACUCCGGAGGGUCUCCGGAUCCCGGAUGAGAACGGCAAGGAAAACCCUCUGCGGCGCUACGACCGCAAGACUAUCGUGCUGACCCUGCCCGAGGACCUCACCAUCUUCGACAUCGGCCACUUCGGUGUCUGGUGCGAGGCCUUCACCGUGGACUUCGGCCACGUCCGCCUCCCAGAGGGCCUCAACGUCCCGCCCUCGCUGAAGAUGCUCGGCAUCAGUCCACAGUCGAAGCUCAACUGCGAGGUGCUCUACGACGACCUGGCCUUUGAGGUUCGCUGGGCAGUGGCCGGCGAAAGCAUCGUGGUCCAGUUGGUGGCCAAACUGGAGCCCAACCAUUACAUGUCCUUCGGCAUUUCGCCAAACAAGAACAUAAGUCAGAUGAUCGGCGCCGACGCCGUGGUGGCCUGGGUGGACCCACAGACAGGAAACGGAUUUGCGCAGGACUACUUCCUGGAGGGCAAGGCCCAGUGCUCGGGUGGGCGGGGCGCUUGCCCGGACACCAAGAUUUCGGAGAAAACCAACUCGAUCAGACUGCUGAACGCCGCCAUGGUGAAUGGCUACUCGAUCGUCACCUACCAACGGUCUCUGGCCGCCACAGACCGCCUGGAUCUGCCCAUUUCCGUUACGGAUGCCGAGUCGGUGGUCUGGGCCAUUGGCCCGCUGAACGAUUACCAGGAGGUGUCGUUCCACACCUUCUACAACAAGCACCUUCACCAGAUCGAGUUCGGCCGCCAGCCCAAGUGGAACUGCCCCUUGCCCGAGGGCGCCCGUCCUGGAAGCAACUCCUCCGACGAGCCCGAUGACUCUGUCCCUGCACCGGCUCAGAGCUCGACGGGGGGUGCGGGAUACCCACCGGCCGGCAGGCCCAAGGGAGAGCCCGAAGAGGAGUUUUAUGAGAACCGGGCGGAGGCCCUGCAUCGCCAACCGCCCCAAAGGCGCCAGGAAACCGCUAUCGUCACCCAGCGUCGACCGGUGCCUACUCCAAAGCCGGUCAAUGCCAACGGGGCCUGGGACAUCCCAGCUAUCCAGUGCCAUGAGCCAGAGGAUGGGGUAUUCUACGCUCAAAUGGGUCCCACUGGCGGAAAGCACGGAUAUCCGGCCAUCACAGGUCACGUUGGAUGGGGUAUUUCCUGGUACAUUAACGGACUCCUGAUUCCGGAGAUUCACGUUGUGCGCGGCAGGACCUACACCUUUGUGGUGGAAGGCGGCAACAACCCAGACAUUCCAGCCAAGUACCAUCCGUUCUACAUCAGCGAUGAUCCUGUUGGAGGAUACGAACAUAAGCGCGAGGAGGAAAAAAAGGCCGUUCGCAUCUUUGCUGGUGUGCAUCGCUCCCGCUCCGGUCAGGUGACACCCACUGGCGUCGGUCGCCUCUGCAACUGGACACCUGACGUGGAGGGUCCUCCGGCGGACGACUACCAGUCCUUUGGAGCCUACCAGCGCACCCUUACUCUCAAGUGCGACUCCGGAGAACCGGGAGUCAUCAGCUGGAAGCCGGAUAGGAACACGCCGGACACCGUGUACUAUCACUGCUUCACGCACCGCUACCUGGGAUGGAAGAUCCACGUCCACGACUCUUGUGACUCGGAAGCGGGCGGUCUGAAGGGAUCGGCCUCCGAAAGACACGAGAUCAGAAUUCCCGCAGAGCCCGCCCCCGUGAUUGAAGAGCUCGCCGGGGAGACGGCAGCAGCCUCGCUGCGGCACGAAACAAAGAUGGCAUCCGCGCUGCUGAGGCUCUCGAGGAGAGCCUACUGAGGAGUCAGUCCCCCCAACCGCAACAUAUCCACCAGAAACCGAAUCCAAAACCGAACUUGUACCCGAACCAGAAACCGAACCCGAUUUUCCAACU